Molecule: messenger RNA, 2285 nt
Organism: Cylas formicarius (sweet potato weevil)
Lineage: Eukaryota; Metazoa; Arthropoda; Insecta; Coleoptera; Brentidae
Exons: 2
Coding region: 107-1810 (567 amino acids)
Source: RefSeq, a predicted model, not a curated record
AUUGUUUAUAAGUUCUGCGAGAGUGCUUUGAUGUUUCUUACUUUAUCUCGAGUGACCGAAUAGUGAGUAUAUGUCUGCAGUGUUCGGUGGCUAAUUUCAAGUGAAAAUGCCAAGCUGUUCGUCGGAAAGUUUGUCCAAAGUGCCGUGGCCGAGUAACGAGAGCAUUCAUGCCGGUAGCAGCAGCAGUGGUUCCGGUUUGCAGAGCCCCAUUUCUCCAAAUUCCUUCUCUCCCGGUUCUACUUCGCCGGACAACACACUCCGGAAACGACGCAUCCGUCGCACUUCAUCCCUGGGGAGCGUUAUCCGAGAACCUUUCGUUAUACAGUCUGACGCCCGCGACCUUAGAAGCCAAAGCCCCGUGCACAACUCACCCCAAGAAGAAGACACGUACUCAGUACUGAGUGCCGUGAUCGGAUGGUACCCUUGUUUUUUGAUCCGCAUACUCAAGGCGAUGUUUAUCGCCAUCCUGCCGAAGACCUGGAAACAACUGCUGUUUGCUUUGCCCAUGCUAUGGAUAUCCAUGUGGAUUUGGUUGCUAACGCAGCUGGUUCAGUUACCACUUACGAUGGUACGGAUGCUUCUUUCGGCGGUUUUCUCGCCGAGGGUACCGCGGAACCAGAAAAAACGUACCGUGCUUAUCAGCGGAGGCAGCACGAUCCAAGCGUUGCACCUGGCUAGGAAUUUUUACUCGGCGGGCGCGAGGGUUGUGGUAUGUGAAAUACAGGGUGUUUUCGCACUGACGCGAUUCUCCACCGCCGUUAAUAAGUUCUACACGGUACCCAAACCUACCAGCGAUCAACUUCAGAAUUACGUCCGCGCUUUGUGCGAGAUCGUCGACAAAGAAGGGGCGGUCUACUACAUACCGGUAUGCGCCACCACUUCGGCAUAUUAUGAUGCCGUCGCAAAGCCUCAUUUGGAAUUGCUCGGAUGCACGUGCUUCUGCCCGGGCAUCAAAGAAGUCUGGGUACUGGACGAUACCCUGGAAGUUUUAAAACGAUGCGAGAAGUACAACGUAAGCACCCCGAACUACUACGUGGUAACUUCACGAGAGGACGUCUACAGGCUCUACGAUACGGGUACCAUUAGACUCGGUAAUUAUGUAAUGUCUACCGCGGGCCCCAGCGGGUUGCGGGAACACUCGAAGGUCGUUUUGCCGCUGUCGCGGAACGAUCUUAAACUUCCAAACGACAUCAGCGAACAGAGGCCGUGGGUAGUGGUGCAAGACCUCGAAGGCGAACAUUAUCUUACUUGCACGACCGUCAAGGAGUCCCAGGUGAUCGCUAACGUUACCUGCAAGUUCGAAAAGGAAAGCGGCGGUCUGAUACCUGUGGAGCACAAAGAAAUAAACCAGUGGUUGACGAAUUUCUUCGGCAAGCUGCAGCUGCUGAGACCGAUUACAGGACACGUGAGCUUUCGGUUCGUCGUUACGAAAGAUACGAAUACCAUAAAGCCCCUCAGCAGCAGAGUGGGGGUGUCUUUGCCUUAUAUUUGUUAUACCAACGUCCAUCCCCGUCUCGUUUGGCGACCGUGUCGGCAUUUUAAAAGACAAAACUCUGGUCCUCUGGUGAAUGGCAAUGGAACCUACCGAAUGACCGACACGGUAUUAAACACCCUAAAGAAUCCUUCAUUAGAAACGGUCACAAGGCUGAUAGGUACAGUUUUGGAUAAAAGGGACGCAUUGUUUACAAUAUGGGACCCGUUGCCGUACUGCGCGUACUACCACAUGCAGUUGCCUUUCCAGAACAUGCUGGGUUUCAUGCAGAACCGGCAAAACAAGUUCCCCAGGCCUAUAACAACCCCGGUGCGUUGAAAGAGUUUUUGCAACGCCCAUCGGAGAGAGAUUAAAGGCUUGACUUCAAGAGAUGUUUUGGCUGACCGAACAAAUAUUUUUAUUUUAAUGGACUGUUAUCAUUCUAGUGUUAGCGAUAGUCUUAAAAAUACAUUUUAUCUGUUAUUAAAAAUAACGCGUGUCGAAAAAAAAUCAUUGCAUCAAUGGUUCGAGUUUUACUCGCUUAAAAUAUUGGACUGUACAUUUAGCAGACGAAAUACAAAUAUGUUUAUGUUAAGGUCUUCUGUUAUCCGAUAACGGCAGAGUGUAAAUACAAAUUAGUAAUGCGUGUCGUGUUAUAUUUAUAUCUCGCGCAAAAAAAAAUUAUCGUGUACAUAUUUUUUUUACGAUUCCCAUAGUGCAAAGUCCAUUUUUAUUAUAAUGUUGUUGACACUAUUGUUAAGUACAUACAAGUUGUUUAAUUAUUUGUUGUUGCUUCCAAUGUAAAUAAAACCAG